AUGGCAAACGGCGGCGGCGGCGGCAGCAGCAGCAGCAGCAGCAGCAACGGCGGCGGUGGCGGCGGCGGCGGCGGCGGCGGAGGCAGCGGUCUUAGAAUGAGUAGCAAUAUCCACGCGAACCAUCUCAGCCUAGACGCGUCCUCCUCCUCCUCCUCUUCCUCCUCCUCCUCCUCUUCUUCUUCUUCCUCCUCCUCCUCCUCUUCCUCUUCGUCCUCGGUCCACGAGCCCAAGAUGGAUGCGCUCAUCAUACCGGUGACCAUGGAGGUGCCGUGCGACAGCCGGGGCCAACGCAUGUGGUGGGCUUUCCUGGCCUCCUCCAUGGUGACUUUCUUCGGGGGCCUCUUCAUCAUCUUGCUCUGGCGGACGCUCAAGUACCUGUGGACCGUAUGCUGCCACUGCGGGGGCAAGACGAAGGAGGCCCAGAAGAUUAACAAUGGCUCGAGCCAGGCAGAUGGCACUCUCAAGCCAGUGGACGAGAAAGAGGAGGUGGUGGCAGCCGAGGUUGGCUGGAUGACCUCUGUGAAAGACUGGGCAGGCGUGAUGAUAUCUGCCCAGACGCUGACUGGCAGAGUCCUGGUUGUCUUAGUAUUUGCUCUCAGCAUUGGCGCACUUGUAAUAUACUUCAUAGAUUCGUCCAACCCGAUAGAAUCCUGCCAGAAUUUCUACAAAGAUUUCACAUUACAGAUCGACAUGGCUUUCAACGUGUUCUUCCUUCUCUACUUUGGUUUGCGGUUUAUUGCGGCCAACGAUAAGCUGUGGUUCUGGCUGGAAGUGAACUCUGUGGUAGAUUUCUUCACGGUCCCUCCCGUGUUUGUCUCUGUGUACCUAAACAGAAGUUGGCUUGGUUUGAGAUUUUUAAGAGCUCUCAGACUGAUACAGUUUUCAGAAAUUUUACAGUUUCUGAAUAUCCUUAAAACAAGCAACUCCAUCAAGCUGGUGAAUCUGCUCUCCAUAUUUAUCAGCACGUGGCUGACUGCCGCCGGCUUCAUCCACUUGGUGGAGAAUUCAGGGGACCCAUGGGAAAAUUUCCAAAACAACCAGGCUCUUACAUACUGGGAAUGUGUGUAUUUACUCAUGGUCACGAUGUCCACCGUCGGCUAUGGAGACGUCUAUGCAAAGACCACCCUUGGGCGCCUCUUCAUGGUCUUCUUCAUCCUCGGGGGCCUGGCCAUGUUUGCCAGCUACGUCCCUGAAAUCAUAGAGUUAAUAGGAAACCGCAAGAAAUACGGGGGCUCCUAUAGUGCGGUUAGUGGAAGAAAGCACAUCGUGGUCUGUGGACACAUCACUCUGGAGAGCGUAUCCAACUUCCUGAAGGACUUUCUGCACAAGGACCGGGAUGAUGUCAAUGUGGAGAUUGUCUUUCUUCACAACAUCUCCCCCAACCUUGAGCUGGAGGCUCUGUUCAAACGACAUUUUACUCAGGUGGAGUUUUAUCAAGGUUCAGUCCUCAAUCCACACGAUCUUGCAAGAGUCAAGAUAGAGUCAGCAGAUGCAUGCCUGAUCCUGGCCAAUAAGUACUGCGCUGACCCGGAUGCGGAAGAUGCCUCCAACAUCAUGAGAGUGAUCUCCAUCAAGAACUACCAUCCGAAGAUCAGAAUCAUCACACAGAUGCUGCAGUACCACAACAAGGCCCAUCUGCUAAACAUCCCGAGCUGGAAUUGGAAAGAGGGCGAUGACGCAAUCUGCCUCGCAGAACUGAAGCUGGGUUUCAUAGCCCAGAGCUGCCUGGCGCAAGGCCUCUCCACCAUGCUCGCCAACCUCUUCUCUAUGAGGUCAUUCAUAAAGAUUGAAGAAGACACUUGGCAGAAAUACUACUUGGAAGGCGUCUCUAAUGAAAUGUACACAGAAUAUCUCUCCAGUGCCUUCGUGGGUCUGUCCUUCCCUACUGUUUGUGAGCUCUGUUUCGUGAAGCUCAAGCUCCUAAUGAUAGCCAUUGAGUACAAGUCCGCCAACCGAGAGAGCCGUAUAUUAAUUAACCCUGGAAACCAUCUUAAGAUCCAAGAAGGUACUUUAGGAUUUUUCAUCGCGAGUGAUGCCAAAGAAGUUAAAAGGGCAUUUUUUUACUGCAAGGCCUGUCAUGAUGACAUCACAGAUCCCAAAAGAAUUAAGAAAUGCGGCUGCAAAAGGCUGAUAUAUUUUGAAGAUGAGCAGCCAUCAACACUGUCACCCAAAAAAAAACAACGCAACGGGGGCAUGAGGAAUUCACCCAACUCCUCCCCGAAGCUGAUGAGGCAUGACCCCUUGUUAAUUCCUGGCAAUGAUCAGAUUGACAACAUGGACUCCAACGUGAAGAAGUACGACUCCACCGGCAUGUUUCACUGGUGUGCGCCCAAGGAGAUUGAGAAAGUCAUCCUGACUCGAAGUGAAGCCGCCAUGACCGUCCUGAGUGGUCACGUCGUGGUCUGCAUCUUUGGGGAUGUCAGCUCAGCCCUCAUCGGCCUCCGGAACCUGGUGAUGCCGCUCCGUGCCAGCAACUUUCACUACCACGAGCUCAAGCACAUCGUGUUUGUGGGCUCCAUCGAGUACCUCAAGCGGGAGUGGGAAACGCUGCAUAAUUUCCCCAAAGUGUCCAUCUUGCCCGGUACGCCAUUAAGUCGGGCUGAUUUAAGGGCUGUCAACAUCAACCUCUGUGACAUGUGCGUUAUCCUGUCAGCCAAUCAGAAUAAUAUUGAUGAUACUUCGCUGCAGGACAAGGAAUGCAUCUUGGCGUCACUCAACAUCAAAUCUAUGCAGUUUGAUGACAGCAUCGGGGUCUUGCAGGCUAAUUCCCAAGGAUUCACGCCACCAGGAAUGGACAGAUCUUCUCCGGACAAUAGCCCUGUGCACGGAAUGUUACGCCAGCCAUCCAUCACCACUGGGGUCAACAUCCCCAUCAUCACGGAACUCGCUAAACCUGGCAAGUUGCCUUUGGUAUCAGUCAAUCAGGAAAAAAACAGUGGGACGCACAUUCUAAUGAUAACAGAACUGGUGAAUGAUACUAAUGUUCAGUUUUUGGACCAAGAUGAUGACGAUGACCCCGACACAGAGCUGUACCUCACACAGCCCUUCGCAUGUGGGACAGCAUUUGCCGUCAGCGUCCUGGACUCGCUCAUGAGUGCGACAUACUUCAAUGACAAUAUCCUCACCCUGAUACGAACCCUGGUGACUGGAGGAGCCACACCAGAGCUCGAGGCUCUGAUUGCUGAGGAGAACGCUCUUCGCGGGGGCUACAGCACCCCGCAGACACUGGCCAACAGGGACCGCUGCCGUGUGGCCCAGUUAGCUCUGCUAGAUGGUCCCUUUGCGGAUCUAGGGGAUGGCGGUUGUUAUGGUGACCUGUUCUGCAAAGCUCUGAAAACAUAUAAUAUGCUUUGCUUUGGAAUUUAUCGGCUGAGGGAUGCUCACCUCAGCACCCCUAGCCAAUGCACAAAAAGGUACGUCAUCACCAACCCCCCCUACGAGUUUGAGCUCGUGCCCACAGACCUGAUCUUCUGCCUCAUGCAGUUUGACCACAACGCUGGCCAGUCCCGGGCCAGCCUGUCCCAUUCCUCUCACUCGUCACAGUCCUCCAGCAAGAAGAGUUCCUCGGUACACUCCAUCCCGUCCACGGCGAACCGGCCCAACCGGCCCAAGUCCAGGGAGUCCCGCGACAAACAGAAUGCAGCAAGGAUGAAUAGGAUGGGCCAAGCAGAAAAGAAAUGGUUUACAGAUGAACCGGAUAAUGCCUAUCCCAGAAACAUUCAAAUCAAGCCCAUGAGUACCCACAUGGCUAACCAGAUCAACCAAUACAAAUCCACAAGCAGCCUGAUCCCUCCAAUCAGAGAAGUUGAAGAUGAAUGUUGACUCCCAGGAGACCAGAACUAUUUUUUUAAAGCCUGACAAACUUCAUAAAUGGUGAUGUGACUUUUUUUCCUUACAUGCUGAAUCACUGGUGGAAACAUUACUACGAUAAGCAAGGAUUUCAAGAAAAUAGACAGAUCUUUCUCUUUGUCUGCCUUGAAUAUCGCUUCCAUGUAUUUUGGAAAAGAAAGUGAUUUCAUUUAUAAAUGAACAUAAUAAAAUAGUCAUGUAUAGCCUCUAGCAUUUUAAAUUAUUUUUAUUUAUUAGAAAGAAAAUAUAUUUUUUUUCAUUGUCAGUUAUCUUCCCUUAUAUCGAAUCAAUGCAAAAUCAAAACGAAUAAGUGGCCAGACUCCUUAGUAUGUAUUUCUCUCCUUUCUCUCUUUUUCUUUGAGGAGAAUGAUGGUCACCACCACAAUUAAUUGUAAUUAAAUGAAAUGGAUUACUAAAACAUCAUUUUAAAAUGAUCAACAAUGUAUACCAUAAUGUAUUUUAGUAAAUCCAAAAGAAAAAGACAUAAGAGGGCAGGUAAGUCCUUGCUCCUCUCACGAGUGGUGUGUAUUUUGAUCGCCUUGACACCAGCUCUUAAUAAAUCCGAACUUACUUAUUUUCACAGUUGGAAGUAAGAUCUUUGUAGUUUCAGUUUUUAUUCUGUAUUUCUUACCCCUUGGUUCAUAGAUUUAAAAGACCUUCUUCCAGCUUUACUGCGAUUGCCUGAUCAGGUUAACCCAGCCAGCUGAGGAUACCAGGAAGGUUGCAGGCAUACCCAGGAUGUGGAAGUUGAGAACCAGAGGCACUCAAGACCAGGUUCUGUUCAUUGUUCUAAUGGUGGGGAUACCUCCAUGCUGCUAUGCUUCCCAUUUCAUCGCUACAAACACCCAAGCAAGUAAUUUAACCUUUGGAAGGACCUGGCGGGCUCCUUCCCCACCCCAAGUCUCUGAGAUUUGACCUGGUGGACUCCUUCCCCACCCGAAGUCUCAGAGCUUUGACCUGGUGGGCUCCUUCCCCACCCCAAGUCUCUGAGAUUUGACCUGGUGGACUCCUUCCCCACCCCAAGUCUCAGAGCUUUAACCUGGUAGGCUCCUUUCCCCACACCAAGUGUCAGAGCUUUUAACCUGGACACCAAUGAAUAGUUUUUAACAUAACAAUAGGAUCUGAAAUGCACUCAUUCUUGUCACUGGGUUUUUGUUUAAAUGCCAGAAGAUGUCUGUGAUCAAGGAGAUUUUAAUUUGCUGGCUUUCUUUGAUUUAGUUGCUGGGAUAAAACAUUUAAAUUUGCUAAAAUAAUAUCAAACAACAAUAAUAACAAAAAGGAAAGCAACAAAUGCACUUAAUAUAGACUGUUAGAAAAAAAAAAAAAAGGGCCUUUGAAAAUUACCAGCAAUGAAAUAAAAUGUGUCAGCCACUUCAAACUGUGGUCAAAAGAUUUUUUCUAGCCAUCAGAUGCAGUUGUGAUAUCUCAGAGCUCUGCUGUGGCCUGCAUGCUCAGUGUACAGUCCCCCCAACAACUGUUUUGUUCCAACGACUUAGCAAGUCUUUCAUCUUCCAAAUGUUCAACCUCUGAUAGGAUCAUCAGGAUCUCCAGAGAAGCAUGGAUGUGAUAGUGAUUUUUAUUUUCUUUAAAAAAAAUGUAAAUUGUGGACACUUUAUCAAACUAAGCAAAAUUAGCCCCUAAAGUCCCAUGAUAUCUGUUCCAUUAACUCUUUUAGGCCAUGACCCUGUGUCACCUAGUUAUGAUCGUGCAAAUCAGAUCAGAGCAAAGCAAUGAGAUCACCAUGACAGCAUAUGUCCACUAAGUGCACCAAGUACCAACCCAGGCCACAUGAGCUUCCACCUCUCUCCACGCCCUGCAGAGCCAACGUAGCUGUCCUUCCGCCUCGUAGGAAUUGUCCUGCAGUGACUUGCCAGGCUGUGGCUACUCUGUUGUCACAUUUUGUAGAAUUAGUUCUAAUAAAGAGUAUUGUGAACAUAUGUACAUCCAAUCGGAUCGUUUAAAAAAAAAGAAUUAUUAUCAAUUGCUAGUCUAAUCAGCUGACUCAAAUGAUGUCAACAGUCUAUAUUCAGGCUUAUAAACAUUUCUUGGUUUCCAGCAGAACUCAAAGCAAAGAAAAAAAAUUGUUGUUUGUGGGGAGAAUCCCCUGCCAUGAUUUUGACAGCCUUCCUGAAAGCUAGGCCUCCCUUCUACAGAAUGACUUUUCAUUGGCGUCACCUAGGUACACUCACGUCAAUCCACGCUCUUCUUUCCUUCAUGGACCACAGUAGGUUCUUUUUCACUCUCGGUCCUGGUAACACACCUCUGAACUUGCUGAGUUUGUCACAGUUCUUUGGUUUCCCACAGCAGCAAUAGUGACUACUUAGAGGCUCCUUCUUUGCACCCCAUGCAACCUUCCACUGGCCCCUCUCUGUCAAGACAACCUGAAAGCAGAAGUGUGAACUCCAUCCCCCUUUUAAAUCCACUUACGGUAGAGAUAUGACCCUAAGCUUUUUCUUAUUAAUAAUGGCUAUGAUAGUUUCCUAUAGCCAAGGGCUCCUCCUUUUACUAAACAUCCUCCAAAAAAUCAAGAGGGCAGAAAUCCUGCUU
Jaculus jaculus (lesser Egyptian jerboa) is the source of this 6396-nucleotide messenger RNA. RefSeq names its product potassium calcium-activated channel subfamily M alpha 1 (gene Kcnma1). NCBI's taxonomy places the organism in Eukaryota, Metazoa, Chordata, Mammalia, Rodentia, Dipodidae. Gene Ontology annotation, cellular component: postsynaptic membrane. Gene Ontology annotation, molecular function: large conductance calcium-activated potassium channel activity. Gene Ontology annotation, biological process: potassium ion transport; transmembrane transport. The transcript is spliced from 31 exons. The record is from RefSeq and is a predicted model, not a curated record. Bases 1 to 3822 code for a protein of 1273 amino acids.